Messenger RNA from Oncorhynchus gorbuscha (pink salmon), 5070 nucleotides. It is a transcript of the gene pprc1, whose product is annotated as PPARG related coactivator 1. The transcript is spliced from 14 exons. The coding region runs from base 75 to 4169 and encodes 1364 amino acids. The record is from RefSeq and is a predicted model, not a curated record. Gene Ontology annotation, cellular component: nucleus. Gene Ontology annotation, molecular function: RNA binding; transcription factor binding. Gene Ontology annotation, biological process: positive regulation of transcription by RNA polymerase II. Lineage: Eukaryota; Metazoa; Chordata; Actinopteri; Salmoniformes; Salmonidae.
ACAAAUUGGAUGCCAACCACCGUUAAACCUCAUAGAAGAAGAAUUUUCACAGCGCAAGAGUGUUGUAAACUAAAAUGGCGGCGCGGUGGGGAGCAGGCGAUGAGAUUUUAGCUCCCUGCAACAUGGACUUUUUCUCUACAAAUACACUAGACGAGGUAGUGGAUCUCCAUGGGGGCCUGUCCAGUGAAAGCCUGGCCAGACUGGAGCUGGACACAGGAGAGGCCCUGGAGGCCCUCCACUGCUGUUUGGACCCCUCCAUUCUGUCCAUCUUUGAGGACACACCCUCAGGAGAGAAUAAAUUUGGGCUUGAUGAGGUGAACCAGGCUACGCUGCUCACAGCUUUGACGGAGAUCCUGGAUAACGUGGACAAUGAGAACAUAUCACACUUUGACACACUGUCAGACUCUGACCUACUGUCUGGCCAGAAACAUCGGGAAAACUCUCCGCUGAAGAGAAUGCUGUGCUUGUCCUGCUCGCCUCCAGAGAGAGAGACACUCUGCAACACACGACAGUUCUCCACAGGAAAGAGUCUCCCCAGGACACAGAAGUCUGUCCAGAGGAGUGACGGAGAGGAGGAAGAGGGUGGAGAGCAAGAGUUCCUGAACUGGGAUGGCCUGAACCUGCCUUUCCCACUGGCUCUGGAGCAGCACAUUGGGGAAGAAGGCGAGGAUGGAGAAAGCAUGUCAGUGAGUCUAGGAGAGCUGGUCAGACAUAUGCACCCUUGCUGCAUGGCUGUGUGCAUGGAGAAUGGAGAAGGUGAAAAACAGAUGCUGGCAGAGAAAAGGAUACUGCUGGAGGAGGUGGACCAGGGAGCACAUCGAGAAUCUAUAUUUGCCCUCCCAGAUAUGGGCCUCUCCCUCUGUCAUCCCUCUUUCUCCUUGUCUGGAGUAGAAGACUCGUCCGAAGCGGAGCAGAGGGUUCCAGAUGAAGUUUUGGAGGCCGCCAUUUUGGAGACGCCUGAGUCUGCGAAUGAUUAUGUCGUAGUUGAGGAUGACCCAGCAGAGGUGGCCGGCCCUUCUGACCCCGCGGUGACCCUGAGGUCAGAGGCAAGGGGUGAGAAGGUCAUCAACAGGAGACCAAAGGAGGAGACUGCAGAGAGAUGUCCGUCUCGUAGGAAAAGGAAACGGAAAAACAAAAUGGAGAAUUCACCUCCUGAAGUCACACCUGAACCUGACCAGGCAGAGGGGAGGGUCGAGGGGACCUUGACAGGUACCCUCGAGCCUGUCAAGGAGACAACUAAACCAAAGAAAAAGGACAAGAACAUGUCAUUAACUUCCGCCAUUUCUACGGCCGUCCCCGAGGCCCCAAAACACAAGACGAGUGCGACACAUGCCACCGAAACACAACGGCAGAGCCAUGUGGAAGUCACCACCCUAGUACCACCCACACAACUCAGCAUUAAGGUCAUCCCCGCCUCUGACCUGUUGCCAAUGACUAUGACCCCUGCGAAGGUCUCCCAACCAACCACAGCCUGCAGGAAGCCUCAAGGCCCCCCAGCUUCUACAGCUAACCCAACUGCCCACCAGAUGAUGGAAGCCCCCCAGGAAAUGACAAUUAAAGCUCCCAGUGCCAACCCUGUAUCAGUGGCCCCUCAGCCAAUGAUGCAGCUCAACGUUGCCCCUCUAGUGGCCCCCCAGGCAAUCCCACAGCCCAUUGAGGCCGCUCAGGCUAUUGAACCCAAACCCAAGCCCCUGUCCCUCCAGCAGUACCGGCUGCUGCGCCAGCAGAAGAAACUUGCCCCCCUAGAGAGACUGGUGGACCAGAGCGUCAAGUGGCCCAUCCUCCUUGAGGCCCCUACAGAGCUGCCCCCCAUCCCCUGCCUCCCCACCCCCUCCUCCAGAGGCCCCCACCCCUCCCUGGGGAAGAAUGAUAUGGAGGAAGUGAAAGCAGCCUGGCAGCCCAUGGGGCCAGGAGCACCUCCUACACCUGAAGCCCUGCUGGUGCAUCCUACUUACAUGCAGUCCCCCAAAUCAUAUUCCUCUAGCAAAGUUGCUAGUGCAAACGCGGCCCUUACCACCCUUCCCCAGCAAGCGACUGUUCCUACUCCACAGUCAUCUAAAGCUAGCCAACUCCAGCCCCUAAUCUCUGCUAUGCCUGCAUCCAGUACUGUGAAGGUGAUACCACCCCAGACCCUUUCUGUGAAGUGUUGUAUACCCCAGGCCCCCCAGCCUGCACUCUCAAACCCCCUGCUCCAGUCUCAGUUACCCUCCUUGAAGCCCGUGGCCCUUAUUAAAGGAGCCUUUUCUAAAACCACUACAGAUGCCCACAGGUCCACCUUAAUUGCUCCUAUACCCCAAAAACCCACCCUUGUCGCUACUACUGUACCCAAGAGAACUUUAAACCCCAAUGCUGCUGCUGUUUGUGUACAGAAACCUAUCCCUGCUGCUCCUCUGAAGGUGGCUACUAAUCUCCAGAAGGGAGUAGUUGCUCUGCCCCAGCCUAGGGUGCCUGAGCUACCUACCAUCACUCCUGUGUCUACCCCAGCCAAGCCCUUCAACGCCCAGCGCUUCAAAACUCCAGUCUUCAACCCUCCAGUGAGGUGUUCUCCAGCCCAGGAGGCCCCCAAAGCCAAGAGUCCUACUCAGGAGCUGAUGGAGGCCUUCACCAUUGAAAUCGGUAUUGAAGCUGCAGACUUCACCAGCCUGCUGGAGCAGUUUGAAGAGACACAAGCAAAAGAGGAGCAGUGUGUUCCGGAGGUCUCUGGUAGAGCAGCCGCUGUAGGAAACUCUAGUGUGGCGCCGCCAUGUGAUAGGACCCCUGUGGAGAGAGUCCGAGCGCACGACCUGACAGGCACUGCAGGUCUGACUCCUCCAGCUACCCCUCCUCACCAGAUGUGGAUGCCCCUGGUCCCAGUUGCCCUCCUUGUUAAGAGGCGAGCCACUGAGGCCCCCAAAUUAUCGCCCUCCAACGCAAUCCAGAUUGACGCACGGCCCCUGCCCUCCAACAAGCUUCAGCGCAAGCCCCCCAGCCCCCCUAUAACACCCACACCCAAUCCAGUGUCUCUCACCCUGGCCUUCUCAGACCACGACUACUCCCUCCUUCAGAAGGAACCUAUGGCUAUUGCAAGAGAGCCAGGCAGGCGCUGGAAUGUCAAACAGCAAGCAGCCAUCACCAUCGAGCCACUUGGCAGCAACACUACCUGGGUACCCCAGAGGAUCCCUGCCCCCUCCCUCCAAACCCUCACAACUGCCCUGGGUACGAAGAACCAACAGGCUCCCCUAGGUCCCCAGCCCCUGGAUGUAAAGACUGACAGGACAAGCUCUGUGCUGGAGACCCCCGAUGCCUCUUUCACCAGGCUGAUGGACCAGGCUGGUCCCCUGGAGAGGACUCCCAAGGCAGGGAGGUCUUACCGGGGCUACAAUAAUACCUUCUCCCCCAGGCCUAGCCCAAGCCCCAGGGAAGGAAAGCGAGGAAGGAGGAGGAAAAGGAGAGUCCACCGUUCCUCCAGCCCUGGCUUUACUGACUCUGAGUCGGACUCCUCUUCUCAGUCUAGAUCUCGCUCUCUACCCAGAAAGAGGUACAGGCCCCGUCACUCUGAUAGCAGCUUCAGUGCCUCAUCUUGCUCCUCUUCUCGUUCCUCCUCUCCUUCCCUGGACUGCUUUCCAAGGCGGCGGAGAUAUUCCUACUCCUCUUCCCGAUCAAGAUCAUGGAGUAGGUCCCGUUCCCGCUCUCCCCACAGACGGGCGUGGAGUAGAUGCAGCAGACAACGCAGCCCUUUUUUCAGACCAGGCUACCGGCCUGAAUCUAGAGAGAACAGUGAGGUGGUGAAGAGACUCAAAGAUAAAGCCAUUGAGGAGCGUAGGGUUGUUUACGUAGGGCGAAUCCGAGAGACAAUGACUCAUAAAGAGUUGAAGGAACGCUUCUCUCUGUACGGAGAGAUUGAGGAGUGCACUUUACAUUUCAGAGGCCAUGGGGAUAACUAUGGGUUUGUGACCUACUACGAUACGAAGGAUGCAUUCACGGCCAUCGAGAACGGCAGCAAGCUCCGUAAGCCUGACGAACUCCCCUUUAACCUUUGCUUCGGAGGAAGGAGACAGUUCUGCAAGACUAGCUAUGCUGAUCUAGAUUCUAACCGCGAGUAUGACCCCUCGGCCCCCGUGACUGGCAAGUUUGAUGCCCUUGACUUUGACACUUUACUGAAGCAGGCCCAGAAGAGUCUGAAGAGGUAACAGAGGUCAGCCCACUGGGGGCGCCACACUAAGACUUACCUCAGAGCCGUUGGCAGGCUCCUCCCACUAUCAUCGUUGGCUUCGCCUUGACUGAGGGGUGGACCACAACGCACGGUCGAUACAUUAGCCAGCUAACAUUAAUUUACAUGCAGAGAGAACUCUUUUCUGGUUCAUACAAGACAGUUUUAAAGCUGCAAUCAGAAAUGAUAGAGUAAUAGAACCUUUACAUCUUGGUUUAAGGCAUUGUACGAAGCUAAUAAGGCAUAGUUCUAUUCAAGAAUCAAAUGUAAUCAAUGUCAUUGAUUGAAGCAAUAUAUCAGAAUCAUUAUUUGGAAACUGUUGAAUUGAGGAAGUCUGCCUUUUUAAUAUGGGUUGUUUAAGUGUGAAAUCAUUCAUGCCAUGUUCAUUUCAAGCCUGUCUAUCUUUCAACUCUGAAAUGCUAUUUCUGAAUGUUUCGACAUGUUAGCUGUAUAACACAUUUUCCUGCUUUGUGAUAUACAGUGCAUUCGGAAAGUAUUCAGACCCUUUGACUUUUCACAUUUUGUUACCUUACAACCUUAUUCUAAAAUGGGUUAAUAAAACUUCUCCCCCUUAUCAAUCUACACACAAUACCCCAUAAUGUCAAAGCAAAAACCAUUUUGAAAUUUUUGCAAAUGUAUUAAAAAUUAAAGUGUUCAGACCUUUUACUCUACUUUGUUUAAGCACAUUUGGCAGUGAUUACAGCCUCUAGUCUAAUUGGGUAUGACUCUGUAAGCUUGGUACACUUGUAUUUGGCGAGUUUCUCCCAUUCUUCUCUGCAGAUCCGGACUCUGGCUGGGCCACUCGGGGACAUUCAGAGACUGUCCUGAAGCCACUCCAUUGUGUGCUUAGGGCCGUUGUCCUUUUGGAAGGUGAACCUUCG